GGGCUGCGGCCGAGGCGGCCCACGAACGGCAGCCUCGGAGGAGGAGGAUGUGGAGCGGCGGCGGCGGCCCCUCAGGAGACUUAAGGCGUCGGGCCCCUGAGAGCUGGGAGCCGAAGGCCGAAGAAAAUGUGCGCAUACUGCUCAGACACUGUUUGGGAUGAAGAGUGUGGCAUCAUUUGCAGCCAGCAAUUGUGGAAUCAUUGUGCCUCAUCAUUGUGGUUCAGAGGUCCAGGAUGGCUCACUGCUUGCGGGCUCUUUUCACAAAAAGAGGGUGGUGAAGAGGCCAGGAUACAUGAGAACAAAAGUGCUGCAGCAGAUAGGAUUUCAGCCUCUUUCUAACUCUGACUCCUUCGGCCCCAAUGGGCUUGAGCAUAAUGGCAGAAAACACUACAGAGAAUUUAAAAAUUGCUUUCUGAUGAGGCGAUGCAAAAGUGAGUUGGGAUUGUUCCAUUGUAAUGCUUGUGUAAACGGCCCCUUGGUUUCUUCAGAUGUGGCAACGGGAUCGCCUACUGCUGGAAAUAAAGCAGACAGUCUCAGACCCCUGGCUGAUUUCAGAGUGCAGCAAUCAGAAGAUCUAAUUCAACCUGUUUGUCCUGUGGUUGCCAUCUAUAAAAGAGAUCUGUUGCCUGCAUCCAGCUCAUCCUCACAGCAGACUAAUUUGCUUGACUCUGUGAAGGAGACUGCUUUUGCUGGUGGAACCCAGGAGAAGGAAAGAAUGCAUGCUCUGGAUCAGAAGGAAGAGAAGAACAACCAGGAAUCUGAAAGCAAGGACAUGCCUUGUAGCUCUUUCUGUCCUCAGGAUCACUUUAAUUCAAGUUUUAGCUUCAUACAGCUCUCGCUAAAUUCAGCUUGUGAAACAAAUGACAUUGGAGGCCCAGUAGACCUUAGAGAGCCUAAAGAAGCUUGGCAAACAUGCAAGGCAGGAAGAGCAGAAAACGUUAAUUUGCAUGUAGCACGGGAGGGACAAAGAAUUUCGGGGAAAGAACUGUGGGCUUCAUCCAUCUCUCUGUGUAGCAAAGACCACAAGUGCCCAAGGGAGAAUACAGAAGAUGAUAAAGUGCAGGAUUGUGAAUCACACACACUUUCACAUUCGAAUGCUACAUUUUCCUGUUCAACUGAGUCUUUGGAAGCAGCAUCUGCUGGUUCUUCUGUGACCUCAGGCUAUGAAAGUAGUAACACUGUUAGCGAUCACAGCUGGGAUUCCCUGAUGAAGAAAUAUGAGCCGGUGCUACAGGACUGCUUGCUGGGCAACCAAAGUAUAUUAAAGAUAAGAUCCUUAAUAAGAAAGCUUCAAAGACUUCAAGCGAAGGCAGUAGCUGAGGAUGAUUAUGAGAAGGCUGAUAAAUUUAGAAGAAAACUUGAAGAGCUGGAGAAAGAGAAAAGUUCUCUAAAAUUUCAGCUCCCUUCACAACAUCCUUCAAUUAGUAGCUUUUUGGAGAGAUUUAAAGCACAGGUUCAAGUGGCAUUGUAUGGGGAAGUUCCUAGAGAAGAAAAACAGCUGUUGCAGAGAUGUGAACAGAAGAUUUUAAAUUUUCCUCACCAUGAAAGACUACUAAUUUCAGCCACAAAACGAGAUCAGCUGCUUGAAGAAAAGGCAUGGAUACAGAAAGAAAUUGAAAUCCUUAGAGCAAGGCUGGCUGUUCUGGAAGCUAAAGAUCAACAGCUAAGGAGAGAAAUUCAAGACCAAGAUCAGUUCAUUCAGACGCAGGACUGCGAGUUGUCUACCUUGCUUAGCUGGGUAUCGCUUGGAGAGCUGCAAGAAAUAGGCAAAGCCUUGACUGAAACUUCAAAGGCAUCACAUAGUAUUCCAUGCACUUUGGAUUUACCAGAGUCCCUUAAAAGGCUUCAAGAAAAAGAGCAAUCACUCAAUAUGUCCAUUAAAGAUACAGCUGCCAGAGUGUGUACCAGUCAGAAGCUGUGCAGCACUUUAAGGAGAAAAGUGAGUGAUAUUGAGACUCAACUACCAGCUCUUCUUGAAGCCAAAAUGCUUGCUGUUUCAGAGGCAGCCCAGCUGCAGUUAGAACUCCUGACCCUCACUUCCGGUUGUGGCUCCAACACACCUACAUUCAGUACAACAUUGCUACCGGUAUCAAUUAACAGCUGCAAGUGCUGCUCCAGGCACUGGCGAGGAGGUAAUUUCUGUACGGCUAGAGACCUUGUAGAAGAAAUUAAGUCGUUAACAGCUGAAAGAGAGAGACUGGAGGGACUUCUCAACGAAUGGUUCACGCUGAGUGCCAAAAAUGUCCAAAAAUUAGAGAGAAUGAAAGAAGGUUACAAGAGACUGAAGGAAGAAAUGGCGCAAGGGGAGUCUGCUUUUGAGAAGAAGUUGAAGGAAGAUAUUCUCAGGUACAUGGAAGUGCUGGAGGAAAAACUGCAAAGCUGUGGGAGCCAACUUCUUGAAAGAGUGUGGGAAGUUGACUUAGAGGCCUGUCAACUGUUGAUCCGAGGGUUUCAGCUGCAAGAAGGUGGUUGUUGUGUUUCCGAGGGCGAAGAGAGCCAAACAGAUGAAGUGGAGGAUACUGCCGAUGCCUCUUUGAGCACCAACCGGGGACAAUCAAAACACUUUCCAGUUCAAGAUUCCAAGUGGAGUGCUCUCCAGUGCCCUGUUAUCCAAAGCAAACAGCAGAGCACACACUGGGAACUGAAAGAGGAAUUUCAUAUACUUACAGCAGAACUUGACGACAAAUGUGAAAAAAUAAGUGAGAAGCUGAUGCACCUGGAAGAUCAACUUCAAACAGCGCUCUGCGGCUGUGAUGAAGACCUUGUUCAUAUCCUUUUUUUGAUAGUCUGCCUUUGAUGCUCCAGCUAAAGAAUUAGCUUUUAUCAGCACAGUUCUGAAAUUAGCAUUGUGUGAAUCCUACUUAAGAUAACUAGGUUAUAAUAGAACUUUGUUCUCUGGAAACCUGAACUACGAAAUAAUAGUCUGAUGGGUUAUUUAUUUGGAACCUUGUGGGAUACCCACCAAGCUCCUUCCACUUUGGACUAAGGCAGGAUGAGUUCCAGGUCAGGCUAUGAGACUAGAUAAUGGAGCUUGAACAUAAACAGGUAUCACAGGUUUGUCCACUGAAAGUGCAUCUAUGAAAGUCUUUUUGAGGAAAUGAGAUUAGCUCGUGCAGAGCAAUGAAUCCCAGCAAAUCUUGCUCCAUAUCAAUAUCUUCUGUCGGCUCUAAGUUCCAUCCACUGUACCAGAGACAUGGGAACCUGUGGCCUUUGAGGUGGUGUUCGACUACCACUUGCAUCACCUCUACUUGUAGCCAGGUAGUACACCCCAGAGCCUAGAGAGGAAAUCCAUAAGGAGCAAAAUUUGGAAAGUUCUUUGGAACUGGAUUCUUCAGAGCCACAGCUGCAGGGCAUGAUGUUAGACUUUCAGUCAAUCCUUGGACAGAGUGUAGCAUCUGCAGGGAGAGGUCCCUUAAUUCACACCAGGGAGGGGCUACAAAGAUAGCCAGUUCCCAUUCACUGGUCCUCAAGGGUCAGUACCAACAAACAAAAAGCAGGGAGGAGGGUGCACAUGUUAGGUGCCUGCUUUAUCAGAAUAGGGUCUCGUAUUGGCCUUCCUUUGUUGUGGGAAGUUAAAGCCUGGCUAGGUAGGGUGUAGAUGCUUCAUACCUCCUGCAGGGUUUGUUCUGUGGGGAGAGGUCAGCUGCUUCCCCACCUGGCUUCUUGGCUCAUCUCAAGGACAGCUUCUCUGCUCUUCUCUCACUAGCCUCACAAAGGGAGGAAAGCUCUGCACUUGAGGACUUUGAAGCUCCACAUGCACCCCUGCUUUUGACACAAUUUGGUGCACCUUAUGUUGGGUAUAAAGAUAUACUAGUAUUCUUUUCCUAUCUGUCCCAAAUUUGGGGAUAAUAGUGGGGCAAGUGCAGGCUGCACCAAGCUUCCCAUAUUUUCCCCACCCCUGCAUAUUUUUUAAAAGUGUAUCUUUCCAAGCAUCUGGUUCAGUGCUAAAUUGCCAACUGCAUAUUAGGGAACAGUCCAGUGCAGAUGCGCCCUCAGAGAAUAGUGACAGGACCAUUUAUCCAGCACUCGCUGAAACUGAGAGGAGUCUUGUCAUUGGCUUGAUCUAAAAUUAGGUCAGACUGAACAGAUGUUGUUUUGAGACUUUCCCCUUGCACAUACCUUGAAAAGUGCAUCUGAGCCCCUUCAGUGCAAUUUGUGCCAAUGGUUAAUAGAAAGAAAAAGCAGAAUAGAAACCGAAUGUACAUUCUUGGUGAUGUAAAGUUUAAUUUCAAUUUAGAGUGAUUUAAGUACUGAUAGGAGCACCCUCAAACUAUUGUUGCAUAUACUCCAAUCUCUUAAGCAGCAAGAGUCUCCAGGGUGUCUCCCGGGAUUUGGCUUUCAUGGAAUGAAGGUCAAUGGAGACUGGUAUAUUUAGGACAUAUGGUUCUAAACACACACACACACACCAUAGAGGGAGGCACUCACAGCAUUAACACCGCCAGCACAUCUUGCCUCCCCUUCACGUUUCCAGGAAAACCCAAAACUCAGCUUUGGGUCCAGCUCAGACCGAGACAUGGCUCUGUCUCUAACUUCCAGCAUCGGCCAAACUCACACAUG
Messenger RNA from Zootoca vivipara (common lizard), 4557 nucleotides. The record is from RefSeq and is a predicted model, not a curated record. Lineage: Eukaryota; Metazoa; Chordata; Lepidosauria; Squamata; Lacertidae.